CAUUUAUGAGCACCUAAGGCCAAGUCCUAUUUGAAGGGACUCAACACAGUGAAUCAUUGCAGAGUUGUGCCAAUAUGAAAGGACACAGCUGAGGACAUUUGUUGGACAUGGUACACACUCUACUGGGUUCUUCAUUGUAACACAGUAUGCACUAGCUGUCGUCAGUCACUUCAGCGCUGCUACAGGUUGAUUUUGUGCGGUGGUUGGAGACUACAUGGCUUCAGGUGGAGCAGAGGAAGACGAUGGAGGCAUUCCAUUGGACAUUGACAACGUGCACAUGCUCCUCCAAGUGGAGCAUGAACAGAUUCAGAAAAGAACAUUCACCAACUGGAUAAAUGCUCAACUCGCUAAGCGAUGCCCUCCCUCAUUCGUGUCGGACCUCUUCUCUGACCUCAGAGAUGGGUCACAGCUGCUUGACCUGUUGGAGGCGAUGAGUGGCCAACCUAUGAAAAGACAAAGGGGCCGAGGGGUUUUCCAGCAGAGGGCCAACAUUGAGACAGCACUGAACUUUCUCAGGAAAAAAUCUAUCAAAAUGGUGAACAUAAACAUCCCAGAUAUCAUAGACGGACGGCCCUCCAUCAUCCUCGGACUCAUAUGGACCAUCAUCCUCCACUGUCACAUCGAGGAGCUAGCCAGCACUCUCUCCUACAGUUCUUGUCAUUCCUCGCUCGACUCUCUGACCAGCCUGGACUCCUGGUCUGGCAGCCCAGUUCCAGCUAGUCCAGUCCCUGCAGGUCGGACGUCACCUCUCCACAAACGCUUCCGAAUAUCAGCCAAGAAGGCCCUGCUCAUGUGGGUCAGGGACCAAUGCCAAAAGGUUGGUUGCUCCGUCAGUGUAAAGAACUUCAAGUCGAGCUGGAGGAGUGGAGAGGCCUUCUUGGCCAUCCUGUGCUCUCUCAGACCCCAGCUGGCGGAUCUCUCACUGGUCCGGUGCAGAAGCAACCAGGAGAACCUGGAGGAGGCGUUUCACCUGGCCGAGAGGGAGCUCCACAUCCCCCGCCUGCUGGAUCCCCAGGAUGUGGACGUUAGCGACCCUGAUGAGAAGUCCAUUAUGACUUAUGUGGCCCAGUUUCUUCAGUACUCCAACGACAUGCCGGCACCUGACGACCACCUGCAGCUGUUUCCUCUGGUGCAGCCCUUUUCUCUCUCACCUGUGAACUCGCCCGCUCACUACACUCCAGCAAUUGCUGUCUCAUCGUUACAUCAGGUUUCUCCAAGUGAGCGAGCGCUACAGGUGACUUGCUGGCUGCAGCAAGCCUACGAGGAACUGUCAGAGGCACGGACGGCUACAGAGAUAUCAACCUUUGCAAAAAAGUACCAUGUGUUUCAGAACCUCGCUGGCUCCUUCGCUGAGCAAAGGAGACCAGUGAUGACCCUCCUUGCUUCCAUAAGACGCUGCCCUGAGCUGAGCCAAGAGCAGUGCGCUCUCAGGACAGCGUGGGAUUGUCUGGAAAAGGAGCUGCAGAGAUGGAAAGCAGACCUGGACUCGAGCCUUCCUCCUCCUCUGGACUCAGUUGUCGCGUGGCUGCAGCGUGCGGAGGCAGCACUAACAGAAGAGGGAGGAGGAGGGAAAGAUCACGCACACGCUGCUAAAGAAGCAAGAGCUCAACGAGACACGCAAAAGACUUUAUUUAAGGAGAUGAGCCACCAUGUCAAUAUCGUGGAUACCUACCACAACAUGGAUGACUCCGGGAACGUAGUAGUGCCCCUUGAAAAGUUUGAUGAGAUCAAAAGACGCUUAACCAAUAUCCGGGUCACAGCCAAAUAUCAAGGGAUCAAGUUGGAACACCAGGAAUCCCGUCACACUGUGCUGGAUCUCCUCGGCCGAAUCAAUGCUAAGGUUCAGACCUGGAAAGCUCCCUACGGUUCCCAAGAGGCAGUGCUUCUGCUUCUGCAGGACUGGCAUGAAACAGUGGAGCGCCAAGGCCUGCUUUUAAUUCUGAUGGAUGCUCUUCAAACCCUGAAGGAGAAAGCGGCUGCUUACACCAGCAAGGCAGCGCUAGGUGAAGAUUCCCAUCUUGUGACACGUCAGGUGAAGGAAGCAGAAAGCGAAGCUGAACUGCUCACACAGGCCGUGGCGGCUGUGAGAGGGACGAUGGAGAGAGUGGUUUCUGCGUGGGAGACUUACAGCCAGUGCCUAACUUCUUUACAGACAUGGCUGGCACAGAAGAUGUCUCCUGCUGUGGAGACCGAAGACAUGAAUGAGUGGACGUCAUGUCAGGCUAAGUUAAACGAGGCGGGGAACUUGCUCAUCGAAGUGACAGAAUCUUCAACCAGCUCUGCUCUGGCCGAGCAACUCAGGAAGGUCAACAUGCAGUGGGCCGAAUGCAUGAAGAGGACAAUGUUUGAAGUGUCCUUGGAGCCUACUGUUGGUCCUCUGCAUCUUCAAAUGGUGCAUUCGCUGACCCAAGAGGCCAGCUGGCUACUACAGCAGCCACUGGAGGUGGCCUCAGUCCCACUGAAGGCUUACAGGCAGAAACUACUGCUACUGAGUAAGAAGAUUGCCGAGGCGGACCUUUCCUCUCUCGGUCCCUCGCCGGACUUUCAAAGAAGCCACACAGAGGACCUGCAGCAAACUCUCCCACAGAGGCUUGCUGAAGCAGAGCGGACCUGCGGAGAGCUGCAGCGGGCUGUGUCUAAGCUGGAGGGCCGUCUGGCUGAGCUGGACCACUGGAGCACAGACGCUCUGGACUGUUACCAGCACCUGAAGGAGAAAAAGCACAGAGGGCGCUCUGCAUUGGAGCCUACAGCCAAAGUGCUGAUCACUCGAGGGUUGCAGCUGGAGAAUCAGGUUGUAACUGAGGGACAGGAUCUGCCGGAUCUUGUGGCACGGUUACAGAAAACCUCUCCUGUGCAGAACCUCAGUACCUCUGCCGUGCAGGACAGGAUGUCAGACGCAGUCUCCCACUGCCAGGAGAUUCUUGGAAUGUUUAGUUCCCUUGGGUUUCUGCGACAUGUUGAAACAGCCCAUCAGACACAGAGACAGCCAGAGGCAGGCUUGUUUGUUGUGGCUAAAACCAAACAUGUAGACCAGAUUGGGAAUGUUAUGCUGCAAAGCCAGGACCCAAACCAGGGAUCACCUCAGAUUCCAUCACAGAUGCUUCAACAAAGGACAAGAGGUCUCCAGGGUUGGCCUAAAACCCAGCACGCCAACACACAGGAUGAACCAACCAUUGUUAUACCUCAUGUUAAAAUCCAAAUGCUGCCUCAACCGUUGAGGCAACCGGUACCUUAUGUUUACUCUCCUCUUGCUCAAACUGUAAAAGAAGCUGAGUGUGAGCCCAGGAUCCACUCUCCCUCAUUUUCCAUAUCCCACGCUCAAGCUUUAAGUCUGAGUCAAAAUGACCAACUUCCACCUGCUUUGACCCAAACUCCUGUUGGACCAAAGUGUCCAAAAAGUCCAGUUCUGUCUAAAAAUGUAAGAAGUCCAGUCCCAGAGGAAAAGGAAAGCUCACCCCCCUCACAACCUCAAACAUUGAAAUCCAGAAUAAAAGGGCAGCCAAACACUGUACAGAGUGUUAAAACAUCUCCCCAGCCACCGGUUAUGGUCCGCAGUGAAGUUCAUUUAAAAGCCCAUUCAAUGGCGAGGAGCAGACUGGAGAAGGCCAGGUUUCACCUGCAAGGACGCAUCCAGCAAGCCAUCAAGUUAUUUGGGGGCAAAGCGAUUUCAGAGUCCCAAGCCAAGAGGAAACAGAGGGCUUUAAAGAUUCUGCAGCCUGCCAUCCUCGAUGAGUUCCUGGGUGCUGUGGAGUGUUUGGGGACCUUUUGCACUGGGCCCCAACUCCAGGACUUGAUGCUCCUCUCUGACUCCGUCAGAAAGCAGUGGGAGGAUGUACGCAGUGAAAUGGCGGCCUUUGUUCCUAUCUUGUGGUCUAUGAUCAGAGAGGGGAAGCAGUCAUUUUCUGUUGUGCAAUGUGAAACACAAACUAACGCUCUGCACGAAGCCACUGACCCGACUGACAAUGACUCUAUGCUGCCGCAACAGGUUGCCAUGGACGGAACUGCAUCUGUUGACGUCGAAUCACUCCAAGGGCUGUGUGAUACACUCGCAGCAGGGAAAUCCUCCUGCCAAGCAACAGACCAACUAAGGGAGUCAGAUGAAGAACAGGAAUCCAGUGACACAGUGCUCCCAUCUGACUUCAGGGGAAGGCAGCCCCGGGGAACCCCCCCGCUGAGAAGGACUGGCGCGUCAGCCGACAAUCUCCCACAGAAACGAAGCGUGGAUGGCCCACAACAAGACCUCUCACCUGUGUGCGGUGCUGUGUCUGUGCAGCCUUGUGGUGAUGUCCUCCAAAUGCGAGCUCGGGAGGUCCCAACGCAGAGUGGGGAUGACCCCACACGACGUGGAGGCUGUGGGCCGGGGGGGAAACUAAAGCCCUCGCUUCGAGUCAAAGAGCAGCUGCGGAAAGCUCGCUUGCUGCACAUCACAGAGAGCAACCAGCAAACCCAAACUCAAAUACAGGCGGUUGUCAGGGGCAAAACUGUGGAGACCAAGCAGGAGGCAGAGUGGACCGUCAUCCCAGAGACAGCCGCCCCACCACAGGAAGAGCAGUCCCCUGAACAGGAAGUACUGGAAAGGUACAGGAAGUCCUGCUUGGUGUUUCAGUCUCAACUCAAGAAGAACCAGCAACAUUUGGCGGAGUUUCUCCCAGAACCUGUCACCAUUUCCACCCUGCAGAACAAAAAGAAGCAACUACAGACUUCAAAACAGGAGACAGAGGCACUAUGGUUUGAGUUUGAGCUCCAGUAUGCCCAGCUAUCCCAGGUCUCCCAUCUGAUCACCAGGGAAGAUAAGUGGGAAGCGGAAAGAGACUGGGAGCAGCUGACUCAGGAGUGGAGAGGACAGCAAAUGUGCCUAAAGAGCAGGAUGACAUCUCUAGAGAAAGCUCCUGUCCUAAUGGAGUCUUCAGAUGAUCUUAUGCCACUGAUCACAGAAAAACUGGAGCGGAUCAUCAGAGAGUCUGUGGACAUCUCCUCCUUUACCUUGGCUGAUUCUGGACUGGUAUCUGAUUUAAAGGAGGUGGAUGAUAGACUGCGGUCUGAAAUGAGAAAGCUAUCGGAAAGCGGAGCCGAUGAGAAAAGACAAGGGCCCCAGGCCACAUCCCCUUCAUCCUUCUGCCAGGCUCCCCACAACAGUGUCCAUGAUCUUGAGCAGCUCAGACAGCGGCUGGAGAAGGUUCAGUCAGCUGCCCAUGCUCUGCAUCACUUCCUGGCCACAGUGAGGGAAGUCAAGGCCGAGAUCACAACCCUGCUGGCCAACCAGGACCCCAGCAGACAGCAAAAUGAGGCCGACUGGGAGCAGGAGAGAAAGUCUUGGCAGGCAGCAAUGCAACAAAGGUUGCGGACUGCUGCAGAGCAAUCGCAUAGUGCUGACAGCACAUUAAAGGUAGCGGGGAUGACUCUGAUCAUGAAUGGUGCAACAGUGACAUGCCAGGAUGUGGUGAUAUCAUUGUCCCAGCAAACUGUGGAUGUCGAGAAAGAGCUGAUGAGAGCCAGGAAGAAGGGCAGAAAACAUGAGUUAUUUCCAGUGGGAAGGGAGCAAAUCCAGGAGUCGACUCCAAUAGAGAUACGUCAGAUAAAGACUGGGGAGGAUUCAACACAGGAGAGGGGAGCACAGGAGCAGGAGCAUCCCACUCCAAGUAGGACGGAAGAGGAGGCAGGGUUGAAGGCCAAAAGGAGUAGGCUGGAAGGAGAUAGUGAUACAAAGACUCAAAGGGCGGUGGAGCACAAGGCUCAAACAUGGAAGUCUGAAGGGGAUGCCGUCCAGAGAAGAGAUGUCUUGUUAUGCGCUCUGACGGAGAUAAGGGAAGCAGCUGAGCAGCUGAGAUUACAGGAGCCCACCCUGCCUGCUCUGCAACACAGGACACGUGCAUUGACAGAGUUGGAAAGUCGCCUUGCUGGCCGCCUCGCUGAGCUGCAGCACAUACAAGAUGCAUCUGUCCAGUCAGGAAUACCUGAUGUGAGUCAGACCAGAGAGGUGGAGGGUGUCUGGGAGGAGGCCACAAAAGCUGUAACUGAACGGCUGGAGCGGUGCUACGCCCUAACAGAGCUGCUAAAGAGGUUUCAGAGCAUCCGUGGGGAGCUGAGUGGGACACUGCAGAGGGCAGAAAGCACCAUCAGUGAAAGAGCCUCCUACAUGGGGAAAGACAACCUGCAGAGACUGCACACUAAGGUCCAAGAAAUAAAAGCCGAGCUGACUGGUCUCGGGGACAGAAUAGAGGAGGUCCGUAUUGUGUGCAGGCAGCUUCACGCUCAUCUACGCCAGAUGCCAGAAUGCACCAUCAUUCCAUUUGAGGAUGAAGCGGAUGCUAUUAUGGACCGCUGGCUGGAUAUAUCAGAAAGAACAGAUUCCCACUUUGAAAACCUACGCAUUGGCCUGACUUUGUGGGAUGGGGUCCUCCAGCUGGGAGCAGAGGUGGAGAGCUGGGCUGCCAAUAAACUCACAGUAUUUGCUCAGUCUCCAUCCUUUCAGACGGAGGACAAUAUCAGGGCCUUGGAGAAUGAGAUUGCAAACCAGGAGGAGAAUAUGGAGCGUUUCCACCGAAGAGUCACUGAGAUUCAGGCGCAUCUUCAAAGCACAGAGCCACCUCUGGAGCUGCAGGUUGUGGAGACCCAGAUGAGGAAGAAGAUAGAGCAGCUGAAGGAGCUUGUUUCUGAAGCUGAGGAUGUUAACAGGCAGAUGGUGGCUGCUAAGGGACAAAUUACAGCCAGGAUGGCUGAAUGCUUUAACUCCCUCCGGAAGAUUCAGGACUCCCUUCUCACUCUCAGUGGUUCAGAUGUUGCAACGGUCCUUGCAAAACUCAAGGAUCUACUUUUUGAGCUCCAGACGCAGGAUGGGCAGGCAGAGAGUCUGCUGGAGGAUCUGCAUGUUAUGGCCUCCAUAGCAAGUCCAGCCAGCCUACGGGAUCUGUCUAUGGACGGGGUUCUGCUGCAGGAUAAAGUCAGAAACACCCACCAGCUCUUCUCUGAGGUGGAAGAACAGACUGGGAGGAAUAUACAGGCUCUGGACAGGCUGCAAAGGGAAGGUGAGCAUUUGAAACAAUGGUUGCAAGGUGUUGAGGAAACAGCGAAGGAGGAGGAUCUUAGUCUCCUGCAUGAGGAAGCACUUCAACAAAGGGUGAGGACGGAGGCCCUCAAUCAGCUUGUGUCAUCCUUACAAGGCAGCACACUUCAGCAGUGUGCUGUGGUGGAGGAGAGCAGCAAACUGCUGGAACGAUACCACAACUUUCAAACCAAAGUACUGUGUGGCUCCACGGAGAAGCAGAGCUCUCUGAGCAAGGACGUUGAGGUGUUUCAAACUCUUUUAAAGUCCACUCAAUCCUGGGUUGGAGACCUGAGACGAGCUGUUGACUCUCCACAUGGUGAAAACUUGGUAUCCAGAGUCCCAUAUGUAUUUCAGGCUGUGGUAGGUGUGACGGCAGAGGGGGAGGCUCGCCUUGAAGAGCUCAGAGUUACUGGAAAUUGGCUGAGCCACAGACUGUGUAAUGGAGACGACCUGAAACAGGACAUUCAGGAAAGUAUUCAGAAAACACAGGAGCAGUGGAGGGACCUUCUCCAGUCAGUCCAGCCUUAUCACAGUGUUCUACAAGCUGAUCCAGACCUCACCUCCACCUACCUGGCCCAAAGACAACAGGCCUGCCACGGAGUGGAGGAGCUGCAGCACAGAACUGCUCAGCUCCCCACUUUAUUCCCCUCUGGCUCCUCUGAGCGCAGGCAAAUCUUCCUUUUAGCCCGUCAACUGCAGGAUGAAGCUGUAUCCCUGCAAGUAACUUCCAAUCUGGCUGAACAGAGGAGGGUGCUGGGUGCACAAACCUGCGACGCCAUCUGGGAAGCCUCCUCGGCUGAGCUAGAGAGCUGGUCAUCACUGAUGGAUGAGCUGAAGGGUGUGUGUUCCCGCCUUGAUGAAGGUGUGUGUAUUGAGGAACAUUUUGGCCAGUCACCAGACUGCCACUAUAAAUUGACAUCCCUGCAGGAAAGAAUGUCAGACUAUCAAACCCAGAAAGAAAGCUCAGCUGGACGGAUCCCUGAUGUACCAGCUCUGAAGGCUCUGCUACAAGAAGUAACCAACAUAGAAAAAGACCUUUCACAAAUUGUAACGCUCCAGGACUCCAUCAAAGCCAGUACCACAGCUGAGACUCAGGCCAGCCUCUCCCAGCAAGUCAGCAACCUCCAAAACCACAAGAGGGCACUAGACAACAGCAUCAAAGAACAGCUGGCACUGCUCACAGAAAACAGCAACCAGAGAGUUCAACAAGUGAAGGAAGAGGUCACCAGUGUACAAACGGCUCUGAAAGACCUGGCGGAAAAUCUGUGUGGGAUCCGUGAAGUGUUGCCUGAAAUCAGCCAGCUCAAACAGCAGUGGUAUACAAUACAGGAUUGUGAUACCAGGCUGACAGAGUUGGCUGCAAGAGUUUACAACCUGAGAAGGACAGGAGAUUCAAGCAUCGCGCAAGAAAUGCUUCCUGCAGAUGUCAUUUUAACUGUUGAUGCAGUUGCUAAAGACCUCGACAGCUUCAGGACCACUUUUCUACAAAGUAAGCAGGAGUUUGCCGAAAACACUGCCAACAGGGUGAGACAGGUCAUCAACCAGCUGCAGAACUGGAGCCAAACACUACAAGCUGAACCCACAUCCCCCAGCCAGACAGCUCUGGAUGAGGGUUUGUGGCUUCAACAAGGUCUUCGUGACGUGCUCACAGAGCGAGAUUUUCUUCUAAACUGCUUGGGAGCAAACGUGACAAAGAAACUGGAGAAAAGUGCUUCAGAUGCUCUCAGUGAAAGUACACCUGCAAUCGAAAACGUAUCUAAAUGCCUGGUUUCCCAGAUCAGUGAAGUUCCUUCUGAAGUGGAGUUGGACAAAUAUUUGACAGGCAGAGUUGCUGAAGAACCCUUUAGAAAUGAAAGUGACAGACCUUAUUUAGCUUCACCUGAUGGAACUGCGGCCAUGUUUCCUCCUGCUUCUCCGUCAGCAAUACACAGCGAGGAAAACUCUGAAAGUGAUCAGAAUGACAACACAAUUAAAACCAAAGAUACGUUGGAAACAGCCCAAGAAGAGGUCCAGAAUCAAUUCUCAUGUGCAGAAAUUACAGAUGUUUUCAAAUCACAACAGUUAACAUCAACUCCCCCAAAAAUAAACUCAAAGACUUACAUUGUGUCAAAAGGUGGUACUGGCACACUGAACACUGAUAGCAGCCCUUUAAGCAGUGGACACAAGAUCAUUUCUAGAAAAAGCACUUUAAUCACUCAUAACAAGAGUUUAAUAGAUCGGCAAGACACCACUGAAGCAUUGCAAGAAGACAUUGCCUCAACCCAAGACUCUGAGUUAUCCGAUAUAAGGACAGACAAUGUCACCCCUCUGGUUGGAUCCCCAGCGACAAAGCCUGACAACGUCCCUCUUUCUACCCCUGAAAAUGUGCCUGAACAUCUAGCAGCACAAUCAGAGGCAUUUCAGGCAGUUAGCGAUUCUCUGGAACAAGAGAAACGCUGCGAGGACCUCAGUGCAACCCCAAAGAAAGUGUUUUCAAUAAUGUUGGACAUGGAGCCACAGGACAUGCAGGAAAAUGAAAAGGUUCAUGCCGAUCCACUCAGGCGUUCUCAGGGAGCAGAGCUUUGUGAUGCAAAGGUUAGAGGCAUUUCAAGUAAAGGAUUUUCUGAGAAGAAGAAGAAGAAAUCUGGACUCUUAAUCAGUCCUGAAUCAGAAAAAACAGACUUGAAAAGCCUCCAUCCAGCAGUACAAUCAAAGACAUGUAAGGCAGUUACGGAUGCUCAAGAAACCCAGAAAUACCGUGGGGGUAUCAGCGCGAGCCCAGAUAAAGUGUUUACAACAGUGUUGGACCUGGAACCACCUGAGUUCCAGCCACGGGACAGUGUUGGAGCCAGACGUCCAGAUGUACUCACAUGUUCACAGAGGGCAGAAUGUUCACAGCUCACAGAAGCAUCAAAUAUUCCUGAGAAUAAAUGUGAACUCGUUACAACAUUACCGGGUCCUGAAUCAGAUGAGACAGACUUGAAAAGCCAUUAUUUAACGAGCUGUGUCUUAAACGAUUCUCAAGUGGUGGACUCACUGCCAGAACACCCCUUGGCGUUUGUUAGUACAGAAUUGGAGGAGGUCAAGUCUACGAGUGAAUUAUCAGCCAAAGAAAAGUCAGAAAGCCAUGAGUUAAUGCACAGUGAGCUGUUGAAUUCCUCCGGCACUGUUGCUGAAUGUCAACUCCCCGGCGCUGCAGGAACCACAUUUCUGUACGUCAAACGAGAGGAGACGACGUAUUUCUGUCACGCUGAAGAGCAAACAGUGAGCUCCGUCUCGUGCACUGUUGAGAGAGAUGCCUUGACUGAAACACAGAUACCUGCUAAACAGCUGCCUGUUGCUGACACUGCACAGAGCACAGGUUCAGGGCAGUUGGCAAUGGCAGAGGGCGACACAACAGAAGAUGCAAGUGACCAUGAACGACACAAGUCCAAACUUUUAAAAGUGCCAGAAAGACGAAACAAAGCUACGCUGCUAUUUGAAGAAAGUAAAUGGAAGGUACCAGCAUCGUUGGAGGACACAGAGGUGACACAGAGACAGCGUCAGAUCCAUAAAAGCAUGGAACCCGAGAGGACAGCGCCGGGUUUGACAGCUGGUCUGCGGGCUGGGGAGGCAACCAGUGGAUCACCAGAGUCCUACAAACACAGGUCCACCAUACAGGAUGUUCUGUCUGAGAUCCAGAGCUUGGUGGAAAGAAGUAACAUUAUAAAUCGGACCCCACACAUUGAUUUGAAUUGGUACCUGAAGUCCUCUCUGUGUGAACCAGAGAUUCGAUUGGUACGAACUGUCCAAAAAGUUCUGGCAUGUCGUUAUCAACCAGCACAACUCGAUGUUGCCGCGGUGGCCAAACAACUGAAGGAAGCAGAGGACUACAGGCGUUGUGUGCAGGAGCAAGUGGCUACUAUGAAAAGCGUGAGUGGUGCCAGCAUUUGUGAUCCUGAUGCCUUGAAAAGACUUGAAGGACAGUGGAGUGCUGCACAGCUGGAUGCCUCUGCCACUGUGCAGGUGAAAGCAGCACAGCUGGAUCUGGUCAAACAGUAUCACAAACAGAUGAAGAUCACCAGAGCUUUUAUGGAAGUUGUAGCAGCUGAAAAGGACAGGAUGAGCUUAAGUACUUUGGGAAGCAGUGCUCUUCAAGCUAACAAACUCAACGCCCUGCUGCAAACCAUGGUGCAGAAAAAAGACAUGAUGGACGAGCUCCUCCAGUUAAGUAGUCAAUUGUCAGUCCACUUGAGCGACGCUGAGAGUUCAGGUGCUCUUCUCGCCCAGCUUGGAGAUGUCCAGGAGGAAUGGAGGCUUUUAGAAGGAAGCAUCAAAAGAGCUCUGCAGCACGCCUCAAGCUCCACCACUCAAUCCUCCCUUCUAAUAAAAGAGGCCGAGCUGCUUAAAGCCAAGGUCGAAGUUCUUCGCAAAUCCACCUUCCAAAGCCAUGACAGCAAAAGUGCUUUAGAAUUUGUUUGUCUGACCACAGACCUAAAACUGUACAACCAGCUUUAUCUGCACUUACAAUCCCAGUCAGAUAAUCUUGUCCAUUUCUCUCUGGGUCAGAAAGAGAGGGAUGAGAUCAAACAUAGUCUUCAAGACCUGGGGUCCCUGCUAAAAGUCACCAAGAGCAAGCUUGACACUUUUACAUACAGCUGUGGCGGCAUUUCUUCAGCUAAGAUCAACAAGCAACUACAUGACUUGAUCAUUUGGGCCAAACAGGCAGAGAUACACAUCUCUACUGGGAAAAAGUUAGCUCUUUUCCCAGAGGAGGCUCGUUUUCAGAUUGUCGAGAUGAAGAAAUUUCAGACUGAUAUUUGGUUUAGAAGAUCCAAGAUGCAAGUGGAAGUUGAGCAGAUGAAAGAUGUAGCCUCUGAUGUGGAGAAGAAGGAAAGUGCCCAAGUAUUGAAGACAAUUGAAGACCUGUAUAAAGCCAAUUCUGACAGCUUGGAUCAUGUUCUUGACACCAUGAAGAAAGGUUUGCAGGAGAGAGAGAAACUGUUAGGCCAGCUUGCUAGCAUAGAUGCCUGGUUAGCAGAAACACAUGCCAAAAGAGACCCAUGCACUCAUGUUGACAAUGUUUCAAAAGCUGACAUCAGAAAGCUGGAGAGCGAGCUGAAAAGUCACAAAUUAGCCACAGUUGAGAUAGAGAGCCAACUACAACUGGUGGAAGCAAUGGCAGAAAGUUGCAAGGAAAUAGCUGAAUGCUUGAGUCCAGGAGAGAGCCGCUACCUUGUCAACAGACUUUCAGGCCUUUGGACAGAAUUAGAAGGAUUGCUAGCUCAUGAGAAAGCAACCAGCUGGGAAUUAGAGGAGCUGAUUCAUGAACGAAUUACCUCAGAUGAAGAGUUAUCGACGAUCCAGGCUAGCUUAAAGCAAAUCUCCACAGAUUUGGAUCAGCAAAGGUUUCCUUUAACACUGGAAAUCCUUUCAACAAUUGUACAUUGGAAGCAUAUGCUAAUGGAACAUCAGUGUCAAGUGCAAGAGCUUCGGCACUGCCAUGAGGCCAGACGAAGGUCCCUGCUGUGCACAAUUGGGGAACUGCAGGACCAGUGCAAAGCUCUGAGUAUUAAUGCCAUUGAGCAAGAAAAAUAUCUGCACCUGAGGAGCCAAAUGGACGAAUCUAAGGACAUUGCCAAGGAGCAAAUACAUCAAGCCAAAGAUAAAACAAUCAGUGUGGGUGAGAGGUUCAGGCUAUGCCAAACACUCUUGGUCGAACUUCCUUUGGUGAAGACACAGUGCCAAGAAGCAGCGGACCAGUUAGAGGCCAUAGCUCAUGAGUUACACCCCUCUGAGCUUAAUUCAGAGAGGCAGAUGAUUCACCGCACUGUGGAAACAUUAGUCUCCUGGGAGUAUUCUGUCUCAGAUGAUGUCAAAAACCUAGAGACCAAGCUUCUGCUUGGUCUGCGUUUUUCCUCCGAGCUUCCUGCCUUAAUAGAUCUUUUCCUAACAACAAGGGUGGAGCUGGAGGGAGCUGAACCAGUAAAUCCAGAUGAAAAAGCCAUAGAUAUUGCACUAAGAAGGACUUGGAUUUUUUGGAGAAAUAUGGAGUCUGGGAUGAGGAUGUUGGAAGGUCUGGGACGGAAUGAAAAAAUUAACUUAAAGAACUACAAGGAACUUUACUCUCUCAGGAAUGCAACCAUGCAGGAGUGCCAUUUACAGAUGGAGAUGUUAUGCCAGGCGAGAGAAUCCUUGAAAGAUUACCAGUGGGCUGCUCAGGGAGCAAUAGGCUUCCUUCAUAAUGCCGAAGCCACCUUCUUAUCAGCCCCUGGAGGGUUUUUGGACUGUACUGAGGAACAAAGACAGACUCAGCAGGCGCUAGAAGCUCUUGAAGAGGGAUUUCAGGCUCAUAUCUGCCACCUUGUGGAUCGGGUGCCCCAACAACCUUGCCUGUCCCGCCCAAAGACUGAGCAGCUCCACAUCAGUGUCCUUAGUCAGCUGUUGGUGGGAAGAGCCAUGCUGGAGGCCCAAGCCCAGCUCAGGCUGGAGUCCUUGCAGAGGUGUGAAAUAAGACAACAAAGCCACAGGGAGUGCCAUGAAGACAUACGUCAACGUCUUUCAGGGUUUGAAGCCAAGCUUUCAGAAUGUGCUGCACAACAAGUGACCUCGUAUGACAAAUGUGUUGCCCAACGAAAAGGAGCAAUGCUUCUGAUGGGAGGUCUGCGCAGCCUCGCAGGUAAGAUAGAUGAACUGAGAGCUGGAUGUCCGAUGCAGGGCUGUGGCGUUGGAAAGGACGGCGAGCUGGGUGCCCUCUGGAGGCGCUGGGGAUCGUUACGCCGUGGUGUCGGCCUCCUGAUGGCACACACAGAACAGAGAGGAGAGGAAUGGAAAGACAUCACUACAAGUAUUGAGCAGUGUUGCAGCUGUUUAGCAAGUCUCCAGGCUGAGGUUCCUGACUCCUCCACCAUGAUCUUCACUCAAGAGGAACCCCUGGAGCUUCUGGCUCAGGCUGAGAUGCAAAAGGCCGGGCUGGAGCAAGAGCAGCAGGCCUUAGCGUCCCUGGCGCAUCGACUGGAGCACGCCCUGAGCUUAUCUAGUUCCCAGGAGCCCAUCAGCCCCGGACCUGUUGGAAAAACACUAUUGAAGAUCCAAGAGAAUGUCAGAAGCUUGAAAGAGAGAAACCUGCUGGUGGUGGCUGCAGCUCAGGCAGAGGAGAAAGAGAGAGAGCAAGUCCAAGAGGAGAUAGGAGAGUUGGAGAAACGCAUAUUUGCCAAUCUUUCCUUACUGGAAGCUUGUUCGAAUCCAUGCAAACAACAGAAGCUCAGACAGGAGUUGUCCUCCCAGAAGGCCAAACUCCAGUGUAUCGUGGACAGUGUGCAGAGUCGGUACGCUGAGAUACCAGCUGAUAUCAGCAGAAGGUUACAAGAAGUCCAGCUGUCUGUCCAAAGAGAAGAGGAGAAGCACAUGGAGAAGAGCAACCCGGUGUGGAAACAGGCUAGUCAAGUGCUGGAGUUGGGUUCUGGCCUGGAGAAUGUGAAAGCGUUACUGGAGCAAAGAAGUCCAACAGUCAAUGACGCUCAAAAUCUACUCAAGCAUGUGUGGGAUGAGCUGGAUGCUUGGCACAGCCGUCUGAUGCUCCUGGAGAGCGAGGUCCACGAUAUUGCGGAGGAGCACCCUGAUCAAACCCACCUACUCAUGGACCAACUCACCCAACCACUGCAGCGCUACCAAAACGCAUCGCAGAUGGCCGAGCAACGCACCGCCUUCCUCAGCAAGAUCCCAGCCUGCCUUCAGGAGUUUGAAGACAUUCUACACAGCGCCACCUGCUGGUUGGAUGAGGCCCAGUCAUGGCUCAGUACUCCUUGCUCCUUCACAACAGCCAGAGGCCUCCAGAAUCAUGCAAACUCCCUUCAGCUGGUCCUGGACGACUCUGAGAGGAUCAGACACACUCUGCAAGACUUCAAGCCCGUCCUGGAUGAGAUCUCUGCUGUGUGUGACAUGAGCACCCUUGAGGAGCGGUUGAACCAGAAUGACCAACAAGUCCACAAAAUGCAAUGCAAGAUUCUAGAGCCACUGCAGCAGCUCCUGCAGACUGCUGUGGUGGUGGAGUCAAUAGAAACAGAGCUGAAGAUCAUGGAGAAGAAUGUUCCAAAGAUCAGAGCGAUUUUAUCCUCCGCCGACAACCCUAGCGUUACUCUGACGGAGCAUCUUCACAAUCGACAGGUGAUCCUGGCCAACGUGCAGUCAAUGCGGAGGACAUUGGAGGAGAUGGAAAGAUGCAAAGGAGAGCUUCACUUCCCACAGCCAGCAGAGGAGAGCCUGCUGGUUUUCUCAAAAGCCAGACUGCUCCUGCAGCCGCUUGAGGAGCUGGAACAACUCACCCAGCAACAAGCCACACUGCUGGAGAACAAGAUUAGGGAGAAGGAAGAAACCUGUAAGGAUCUUGACAUGACCGCAGUCUUUGCUACUCCUGAAGAAAUGCAGCUGCUAGAUAGAUGCCUAGUCCAGCAGGAAGCUUUUGAGGUCUCUCAUUCAGAGGAAGAGGAGGAUGAGGAAAACGAGAGUUGUCACUCUUCGUCCUCUGACACACUAACAAGCAGUAUGCCAGAGGACCCAGAGGAAACACUCAAUGCUUCAGAUGUGCAACAUGAUGAUGUUUCAGAAAUUGAGCCACUAUCAGAAAUGAAGGCGCUGAAGAGUAUGCUUGGUCAGUUUUCCUCUGUAGUGGAGACGAGCUCAAAAGGUGCCGAACCUGGGUUUUUAUCCGUGAACCCUGGGCUUGUUAGAAAAGAGUCUGGAUCCAUAAAUGUUGAAACUGGAUUAACAACAAUGGAUUCCAACGUUGACAAAGCAUUUAGUCCUCAAAGUGUGACAGCUGAGCCACUCAUCGUUGCAGCCAUUCCAGCAGCUAAAGAUGAGAUUACUGCUGCUGUCACACUCUGUCAACAUGGAUCACCAAAACAUGAAACCCUUGCAAAGUCCCUUCUUGCAGCAACUGCAGUGGAAGACACAAGACUGAUUCCUGCAAGACCUAGAACUCCAUUCACUGCCACAAGAAGAUAUGAUGAGUGGAUAGAGGAAGAAGACAAACAACUGUCUUCGUCUUUAGCUCCCAAUCAAGAUCUGGAUACUCUUAAUGUGCUAAAGGAGCAAAGGAAAGUCGGCACCAGUCAUAGUGGUUUGGUGGAAGAAUCCCAACAAGUCCAGGAGUUGUCUGAGGAGCUGAUGAGCGUGGCUGGUCAUGAGGAAGAUGACAAGGAGCAGCUGAGGUGGAGUCGACUUUAUACCCAGAUCUCUCAAAAACUGACCACUUUGAAAAAAGUUAAGGAGGAGCAUCAAAUCAGCUCAGAGGACGGAGGAACUCAUGAAAAGGACCCAGAAAGGGAGCCAAUAUCAACUGGAUCUGCUUCCGCUGUUCUCCAGCGGACACAUGAGUCCAUCACCAUGCUGAGACAAAUAGUGAACUCUCCAGGUGUAAAUGAGGAGCUGUACGUUGCUGUGCGGAAGGUCCUCCUCUGUCUGGACACUUUGACUGACCUUUUGUUGACUCCUGGUGAAGAUGACCCACAACUGAGGCUGCUACAGCAGGAGUGUGUUUCGACUGAGCUGGUGACUCUGGCUGAGCUGUUGAGUAAAGUAGAGUUAGAGAACAAAGCUGCACUUCUGAGAGAAAAACCAGAAGCUCUCCACUGUUUGACCUCACUUCAGGAUUGUCUACACACAGUCCAGCUGGUCAUUACUUCUUCCAACAACCAGCUGAUUGAACAUUUGGGACACACAUACCAACAUCAGGAGCGGUCCUCCAACCAGCUGUGUAUUUUGGACGAGUUUGAAAUGGGACAAAAUGAGAUGUUCCCCAGCAUAAAGGAUGCUCCUAGUUUGGAGCAGUGUGUGCUGGGCCGACAUCUGAGGGAGAGUCUAGGGGAAAAGGCCGAGCUACAGCAAGCUUCCCGGUCCUUGCUUCAGGGGAUAACUCGCCUCCUGGAACUGGGUGAAGAAUGUAUAACAGCGGGGCAGAUGAGCCAGGUUCACAACCACAGCCAACUUCAAGCCGUUCUCUGCAGACACAAGAAGCUCCUGCGGGUCCUCAGGUCUCAGUUAGCUUUCGUGCAGCAUCUGUUUCAACGUGAGCCAGAAGCACUCAAGUCCCAGGAGGAUGAGCUUGUACAGCUGGAAGUCAGAGCCAAAACUUUGCAUCAACAGGCUCUGGAACAGGAAGUGGCUUCUCAAAGGAGGAUCCAGGAGUGGACCCGGUGGGAGGAUAAUUGCGGUCAACUUGGGAGGCUGCUGGAUGAUCUUGAGGCUUUCAUCAGCAGUGGGGAACCCGAGGGAGACGACGAGGGGUUAGCACAGCACCGACAAGAUGCCUGCCAGCAAACUUUGGUCCAGCUGGAUGAGAGCAGAGUUGUUGUAGGACUGCUCCUGGAUCAGGGGAAGAGGCUGCAGACUGAGCCAGAGUUAGCUGCCACAGUCGGUCAUGCAGGAGGCGCUCUGGAGCUGCGAUGGCAGAGCGCCUACCGGUGGACUGAGCAGGAGAUUCAACGCUGCAGAGAUCUCCAGGACAGCCGGGCCAGAUUCCAAACUGACUUUGCCUCGGUCAGUGAAUGGCUGGUUGAUGCCAACAAACACCAGAAGACUUGGUCAAACCUGGCCGACACCACUGACCUGAACAAGGAGUCUAUUCACAACAAUCUCAUCAAGCUGCUGGACUUCACCAUGGAGAUUGAAGCCAUGUCAAUGCAGAAGGCGUCUGUUUCCAGGGAAGCCGCUCGGCUGCUCCACCUGAGCGAAGCUGAUUGUCCCGGGCUGAGAGCUCAGCUCGCCCAGCUGGACGGCAACUGGAGUCAGCUGACCUCUGACCUGUCUAAGAUACAAGACCUGCUGCAACAGCGGCUGCUGGCAGCAUGGCCACCGGUGAAGCUGCUGUCUGACCUGGAGGACUGGCUGAAGAAGCUCCAGGCUCAGCUGAACACGGAAAAAAACACAGUCCUCGAGGCCAAAGAUGCUGCUCAGAUCGCUGACAUCCUGCAGCACUACCAGGAAUUAAAGGCAGGCAUGGUCAAUGGGCAGCUCCUUCUCGAUUUCCUGUGCCAGUCUGGGCCUCAGGGGGCGGGAGUGGACGUACAGCCUCUCCGCUCCGAACGCACAAUGUUUGCAGAGAAACUUGGCGCUCACAGACUGCAGUGGCAACUCCUCCAGAGAGAGCUGGAGAACCAGACUCGGGAAGCUGAACAGAUGCAUCACACUUGUGCAGACAGAGAGAGGCGGUUACAGCGUCUUCACGGCUGGAUACAACAGCAGAAAAAGCAGCUGAAUCAUUGGAGCCAGCCCAGCAGUCAAACUCUGGCUCGUAGGGCUCUGCUGGAGUGGGAGGCUGUUGUGGGCAGAGUGGAGGAGGUGGCUGCAGCUUUGCAGGAGUUGAAAGCCACUAGAGUGUAUGUUGAAAAGGAAGAGGCUCACCCUUGUGAUAUCGCCUUCUCUGGCCGGACGGAGAGUGUUUGUCAUGCUUGUGUGGAUCUUAGUCAACAGAUGGAAGCUCUGAGACCAGCUCUACAGCAGAAUGUGGAGGAGUGGAGUUGUUUUGAGAGAAAUCUGAGGGAGGUUUCUCUGCACACCACCAGGGUGCGCUGUGCUCUGCUGCAUCAGCCUCUGUUUUCACUGAAGCAGGCAGAAGGACACAUGGACUCCCUCCAGCAACUCCAGGAGAAGGCCGGAAAAGAGGAAGAGCUUUUGGCGUCCAUGGACAAAUUCUAUCAGCGCCUUGUAAAGACUCUUCAUCAUGGAGCAGCACAGGCGCUGAAUGAUCAGAUGAAAGGAGAAUGCAAACGGUGGAAGGACGUGGUGCAGGAGCUGAAGGAUGAGCACAUGAAGACUGGAGAGACACUUUCCCUAUGGCAGGAGUACACUCACCUGUCUGAUCGCUGCUCCCUUCGCCUGCAUACUCUGUGGCAUCAGUGGGAGGAGCUGUCGACAUCUUCACCCCAGCAAGACACACAGACCAUGGUUCGCUCAGUGGAGACGUUGCAGGAUGCUGCUGAGGAUUUGCAAAGCUGUGUGGGAGAUGUCCUCGCAGCUUCCAAGCCUCUCAUUGGACGGCUGGAAUCAAUGGUCACAAAUUUAAUCCAAUCAGAUACCAGACUGCUGUCACGUGAUGUCCUGCUGCUGAGCCGGGCAAUGUCAGGGAAAAAGAAAAGUCUUCAGGAGAGUUUGGAGCAACAGAACAUAUUUCACGCUGGACUACUGGCCCUUGAAAAGCACACACAGAACACACAACAUAAGCUUAAGACCAGCUUGACUGACACAGAAUCUGUGAAGCAGGUUCUCCUGGAACUCAAUGAUCUGUUUCAAUUACUGUUUGACGUCAGUGAAAUUAGUGGAUAUUUGACCCUUAACAACCAUGAGACAGAGAGACUGCACAUGCUCAGCAGGCAGUGGGUUGAAAGCCUGACUCGUACGACUGACGUGAACAGAGCCCUGCAGGCUGAGGGCCAGCGCUCCCAGGACUUACAGGAGAAGUGUAAGAACCUGUCGUUUAUCCAGAAGAAGCUUGAGGAGGAAUCAAUGUGUAAAAAACCUCAAAGUUUCUCCAGCCUCCAAGAGAUGCUGACCGUCCAUCAGAGGCUUGAGGUUGAAAUAAUGAUUGGACACCAGCUUCUGCAGGGUCUUCUCUGCCAUGCAGUCAACUCCAUGGAAACAGAAACAGGAGAGAAAAGAUCUGAACUCAUGGCACAAGUAACCUGCAUGAGGGAGGGCUGGCUUAACUCUGUGGCUGUGGCUAGCCAGCGCAGGUCUUUGACAAAGGAACAAGUGAGCCAGUUGAGAGUCUACCAACGUGGCUUGAAACUAUUGUGGAAGCUGUUGCGGGACGUUGACUCUUUGCUGCCUCCAGCUGGACCUACUCUGUGUACACUGCAUCAGCUACAAAGCUACGUGGAUGAUUACCAGUGUGUUAAAGACGCUCUGGGUCUACACUCCCCCGUGUACAGCCGGGUGCUGCAGGCUGGCAGACAUCUAUGUGAAACCAUGACAGACUCUGAGUGUCAGAGCCGACUGCAGUCAGAGCUCCAGGCUGUACAGGAGGCCUGGGAACAAACCACCUCGCAGCUGGAGAGGAGAAGAGACCUGGUCAGCACAACUGUUCAGUGUCAAAGCGGGAUAACCAGCAUCACGUCUGAACUGGAUGAGCUGAACACCAUGCUGAAACAGUCACCGCAGGACUCUCAGGGCGAGAAACUCAUUCAGGAGACAGACCUCUCUCUGCAGCGUUUGGCCAGUGGAUUUAGGGAAUUGGGCACCAUGAAGAAGGACCUGUCUCAGUACGUUGCAGCCGGUGACUCGGUUCUGCUGGAGCAGCAGCUGGAACAACUUCACAGUCAAUGGGAAGAGCUGUGUAUGAAGGUAUCCUUGCGCAGGCAGGAAAUCGCAGACCGUCUCAAUGCCUGGACCAUCUUCAAUGACAAGAAUAAAGAGUUCUGUGAUUGGCUGACUCAGAUGGAGAACAAGGUGUGCCACCGCGGAGAUCUGAGCAUUGAAGAAAUGGUGGAGAAGCUGAAGAAGGACUGUAUGGAGGAAAUCAACUUGUUCAGUGAGAAUAAAAGCCAUCUGAAGCACCUAGGUGAGCAGCUGUUGUUAGCCAGUGACCAGGCCAAGCAGACGCAGGUCCACGGCUCACUGCAGGAGGUCAACCAGCGGUGGCACAACCUUUUCAACCACAUCGAAGCCAGGGUGAAGAAGCUGAAGGAGACUCUGGUGGCGAUGCAGCAGCUGGAUAAGAACAUGAGCAACCUUCGCUCGUGGCUUUCUCGCAUUGAGGCCGAGCAGUCCAAACCCAUCACCUACAGCGUCUGUCACCACCAGGAGAUCCAGAAGAGGCUGGCCGAGCAGCAGGAGCUGCAGAGGGACAUUGAGCAGCAUACGGAGGGCGUCGCGUCAGUGCUCAGUCUGUGCGACGUUUUGCUGCGGGACGAAGAUGCUGCUGGCGGCACCGAGGCGGAGAGUGACUCCCUGCAGGAAACCAGCCACAGCCUGGACCAGCGCUGGAGGGCCAUCUGUGCCAUGGCUCUGGAAAGGAGGCUCAGGAUCGAGGAGACGUGGAGACUCUGGUGCAAGUUCCUCGAUGACUACUCGCAGUUUGAGGAUUGGCUCAAGAUGGCCGAGCGCACCGCUGCCAACCCCAACUCCGCAGACGUCCUUUAUACCGUCGCCAAGGAAGAGCUCAAGAAGUUGGAGGGUUUCCAAAGGCAGGUUCAUGAACGGCUGACCCAUCUGGAACUGAUCAAUAACCAGUACCGCCGCCUGGCCAGAGAGAACCGCACCGACCGAGCCAGCCAACUCAAAGCCAUGGUCCACGAAGGCAACCGCCGCUGGGACACCCUGCACCGCAGGGUGGCCGCCAUCCUCCGCAGACUCAAGCAUUUCACCAGCCAGAGGGAGGAGUUUGAAGGCACCAGGGAGAGCAUGCUGGUGUGGCUGACCGAGCUGGACCUGCAGCUCACCAACGUCGAACACUUUUCAGAGAGUGACGUCCAUCACAAGAUCCAACAGCUUAAUAGUUUCCAGAAGGAGAUCACCCUGAACACAGAGCGCAUUGACGGACUGAUAGUGUUUGGAGAGGGUCUGAUCCAGAAGAGCUCACCGCAGGAUGCGGCGCUGAUAGAGGACGAGCUGGAGGAGCUGCAUUCUUACUGCCAGGAGGUUUUCAGCAGACUGGUCCGCUUCCACCAGCGCCUGAGCCAGCCCCCGAUGAUCAAAGAAGAACCGGAGCUCUCUGGUACCACCUUUUCCUUAGAGUCAAGCUUGGAGCUGAUUAGCCGACCAUGGCUGGGGAAGAGCCAAGGUAGCCUCCCGGCGACACCCACCCACCUGCUGGCCUCUUCGCUGGAGCGCUCUGGGCGCGAGACACCGGUGAGCGUGGACUCUCUGCCGCUGGAGUGGGACCACACCGGAGACGUUGGAGGGUCAUCGUCACACGAAGAUGAUGAGGAGGAGCAAGAAGAUGAGGAUGACAGAACUUUCUUCAGCGCACUAUCAGAGGUGGAGUUGACUGAGAGCCUGGAGGAAUUUGUCAAAGCCCCAGAGGCCCUACUCGCCUCCUCACUGGUUUCAAGCAUGGCCGUACACGAGUCUCCAAUAUGGCGAUCACAGGAAGAUGCAGAAACACGGUCACUCCAGGUGGACUCAGAGGGCCACACUGAGGCUCCACCCACCCUCACCAGCACCCCCCUAAAGCAGGGCUAUUUGCGUCUCAUGUCUCAGUGCAGCGGCAGCAUUGAGGACAUUAAAAGAGUCUCGCUGAUUCUGGAUGAUGAGGAGCAGCCAGAGGAGCGCGGUCUGACAGGACUGACUGCCUCCGACAAACAGUCAGGUGUGAUUGAACGCUGGGAGCUGCUCCAGGCUCAGUCCAGGAGCGACCUGCACGCCAGCUCUCAGGAGCCCCAAAAUCUCACAUCUGACCUCAACGACAUCACUUCCUGGUUAGAAAACGUGACCCCAGAGCUAGAGCGCCUCCAGCAGUCUGACCCGGCAGCCGGUAUUAAGGACAUGGCAGCCAGAGCCAAAGCUCUAAAGGAAAUGCAGAGGAUGUUUACUCGCUACAAGUCCAUCAUGCUGUCCGUCAACCUGCGAGCUCAGGAAGCUCCAGAUCUACAGGAGAGACUGGUUGGUAUGAACCGAAACUGGAGCAGAGCGUGUACGGGCCUCCAGCAGUGGGACGACAGUCUGAGGAAGACACUGAUGUGCUGCCAGGAGUUCAAUGAAACCCUCCAUUCUCUGCUGCUGUGGCUGGCCCACGCAGAGAGCAGACGCUAUGCAGUGGACAUCAGAGACCCAGACGCACCUGUCCGAGCCCUGCAACAACACUGCAGCACGCUCACAGAUCUGCGGAAGGAGCUGCAGGGCAGGCAGAAUCAGCAGGCCUCCCUCCAGGCUCUGUGGUCUCAGCUACAGCCUGAGGACGGGGCUGAGGACAGCUACGAAGCCCAGGAGAAGCUCCACGUGACGGGGAACAAACUAAAGCUGCUGCUGAGGCAGGUGGAGGAAGACCUCAGCACCCUCCAACAGCGUCUGGAUUGUGAAUCAGAAGUUGACGGCGCCCCUGUAGAUCCAAAGAAAAGUCCCUCUACUCAAAGAGACAGGAGGGACGCUUCCCCGCCUCGUUCCUUCUUCCACCGGGUCCUUCGCGCUGCUUUCCCUCUCCACCUCCUCCUUCUGUUCCUCCUGCUCCUCCCCUGUCUGAUUCCCCAGUCAGAGAGCGACCCUGGCUGCACUGGGGCCAACAACUUUGCCCGGUCCUUCUACCCCAUGUUACACUACACCAAUGGCCCUCCACCCACCUGAUGGAAAUCUAGCUGGGAAGAACAUGCUGAGAAACACAAAACAAUCACCUUUUUGUCACACUGAACCAAGUGAACAAACAUGUAAUAUUGAUAUGUUAAGCUGAUGAAGUGAUUGUCUUCUAAAAAAAAAAAAAAAAAGUCCAAAGUGCAGAAACUGUAUUACGGUUUUUCAAGAUUUGAUCUGAGAACAGAUUUUAUUUAUUUCACGAACAAAACCACCCAUAUGACUGCAUUUGAAUCCGUAAAAACACCACAUGUAAACAAAAAUGCAGAUAUUUUAGUUUAAUAAUGCAAAGAGCUUUGCGAUCUUCUGGUGAGGGGGGACACAGUAGAUGUGUUGUUUUGAUAUUUGUGACAGGGGUAAAGCGGUUUACAUACUGUAGCAGUGGCAUCAAAGAGGCAUAAUACAAUAGUUUACAGAUCCUUCAGCUACUGUAGAAGCCAGCGUACAUAUUCCAUUGCAUAAUAAUGAGGUGGAAACGAAGAAAGAUUAGAUUUUCUCUUGCUCGAACUUGUGCUAAAAGCUCAAAAAUACAGUAUAAUAGUGUCCAUCAGUAUCAGAUUUUUUUAUUUUUAUUUCAAAUGCAUACAUUAUCCUUGUCAUUUACAUGCUAUUUUAUGAACAGUUGACAUUUGACUUUGUCUAACUUCACCCUGCAAACAAAGUGCAUGCUCGAUCUAAUUGUGUGUUAGACUGAAGUUUGGUCUGGUUCAAUUUGACUGUAAUCUUUAUAAAGCCAACCGUACAAAAGUAUGGCAGUUUUAUACACACAAAUGUAUAUACAUAUUUUUUUAGAUGCUGUUUGUCUCGCGUAGAUUGUAAGCAGACUCCCAGUGCACUAUGGAAACACUGAUUUAGCAGGAUGAUGUGUAUGUACAAAAUGUGAUUAUAUAUUUAUAACAAACACUGAUUUUAUGCUCCAAAUCUUCUGGUAGUAAACACCGAUUGUCUUAA
Molecule: messenger RNA, 24235 nt
Organism: Etheostoma spectabile (orangethroat darter)
Lineage: Eukaryota; Metazoa; Chordata; Actinopteri; Perciformes; Percidae
Gene: syne2a
Product: spectrin repeat containing, nuclear envelope 2a
Cellular component (GO): membrane
Molecular function (GO): protein binding
Source: RefSeq, a predicted model, not a curated record